CAUCCUGAGAGGGAUGCACUAGACUGCACUGCAUUUCCUCACUCUGUUAGUGACACAGUCUACAGCAGGCUACUAGAGUAACAAGGAAAGAGAACUAUACGGGUUACUCAAAAUGGACAAAAUACAGUUGACUUUUCCCUGUCUGACUGUCCUUUUGGGUCUCGUCCUGGCUUCUACCACCACAGCCCAGACACAGCCAGUCAAUCCCACUGUAACCCAGCCCACCUCAGCCUCCAACCCAGCCAACAACACAGCCACUCUAGGACAUACCACGGCUGUAGGCAACAAUAAUUUAACAUUAUCCACCAUAACCCCAAGCCUUCUUGAUCUCAUUUUUGAUAACGUCCCUAUAACCAAUUCCACCGGGAGGCCUAACCACACGGUAACCACACCACUGAAGACCAGUUCAGAUGCCUCUCCAGGACCGACAUCCUGGCCCUCACCAAUGGACGUCUCUACAUCAAAGGCCCCAGCAGAGGCCAGCAGCACAACUGCUAGCACUUCUGCUACUAGCACCACCGAGAAUAGAGGUUUGACGGGAACUGCUCAACCAAAACCCUCUGCGAGAAAAUCGCCCCACAUUGGAUUGAUCAUCUUUAUUGUGAUCAUCAUCGCUGCCUGUGUGCUUGGAGCAGCAUGCUUCUUCACAAAGAAGGCAUCAAGGAGGUACUCCGUAGAUCUCCGAGACAGGCAUGAGGAUCUGCCUCUGAGUACUGCGGAUCCCGACGCCGUGUUUGACAACUCCUCAACACAGAAGGGGAUGGACACCUUUACCGCCGUGGAUCUCAACAGCACCGAGGUCCUGGUUAAGGGAAGUGAGGGAGAAAGAGCAGAUAGUGAGAAAAUCUCUGACUACCCACCGCCUGCCAGCCCUGUGGACAAACCUGAUGAUGGGGCCCCUGGAGAUGUGGCCCCUGAGGCCCCAGCGGGGGAGACUGAUGACGAGAACACUGUCUCCAAUAAGACCUUAGUGGAGUCAGUGGAGGCCAACGAGAGCAACAACAACAACACCAGCAUCACCGCUAGGAUCGCUUCAACAACUCCAAGAGGACGGGCCAUAACCAGCAGCUUCUCUGAGGUUCCUCUGGACAACCCGGCCUAAAAGAGAUUCUUCUUUAUCUGCAGCCCCUUCACAACCACGGCUGAAGAAAAAACGUGAAGUAAAAGGUCAAGUCAUCGGAAACGCCUGAAAACAAAGUAUUUCUUUCAAUUCAUGUUAUAUAGGCUAGUUGAUUAAGUUUGUUUUCUCUGUCUAUAAACAAUUUAGCUAAGAAGAUAGCAGUGUUGGUUCAUGAUCCAGGGGAAAUUAAAGUGAUACUGUGAUAUAGCUUCGCUAUGACAGAAAGAAACAGCUGGGAGAGGUGUAAUAGGAAGUAUGUCUUUAGGGAGAAACAGCUGGGAGAGGUGUAAUAGGAAGCAUGUCUUUAGGGAGAAACAGCUGGGAGAGGUGUAAUAGGAAGCAUGUCUUUAGGGAGAAACAGCUGGGAGAGGUGUAAUAGGAAGUAUGUCUUUAGGGAGAAACAGCUGGGAGAGGUGUAAUAGGAAGUAUGUCUUUAGGGAGAAACAGCUGGGAGAGGUGUAAUAGGAAGCAUGUCUUUAGGGAGAAACAGCUGGGAGAGGUGUAAUAGGAAGCAUGUCUUUAGGGAGAAACAGCUGGGAGAGGUGUAAUAGGAAGUAUGUCUUUAGGGAGAAACAGCUGGGAGAGGUGUAAUAGGAAGUAUGUCUUUAGGGAGAAACAGCUGGGAGAGGUGUAAUAGGAAGCAUGUCUUUAGGGAGAAACAGCUGGGAGAGGUGUAAUAGGAAGUAUGUCUUUAGGGAGAAACAGCUGGGAGAGGUGUAAUAGGAAGUAUGUCUUUAGGGAGAAACAGCUGGGAGAGGUGUAAUAGGAAGCAUGUCUUUAGGGAGAAACAGCUGGGAGAGGUGUAAUAGGAAGCAUGUCUUUAGGGAGAAACAGCUGGGAGAGGUGUAAUAGGAAGCAUGUCUUUAGGGAGAAACAGCUGGGAGAGGUGUAAUAGGAAGCAUGUCUUUAGGGAGAAACAGCUGGGAGAGGUGGGACAUGGGCAACAACUGCAAACUAUUUCCAUUAAAGGAUAGUUUAUCCUCUUUCUACACACUCAUUCACAAACAUCCCAAUGUAGUGUGUCACAAUAUACCUCCUUUUUUAAGUCUGAAAUCUUGACACAAAUAAAAUGUAAAAAGCUAAGUUGUCUAGAAGAAGUUUCAAUAAAUAAUGCUCUGUCUAGAACACCUGUUUCUCUUUGUACCUUUUUAAUAAAUCUAUCAAAAACAUCUGCA
Oncorhynchus mykiss (rainbow trout) is the source of this 2295-nucleotide messenger RNA. RefSeq lists its product as uncharacterized. Lineage: Eukaryota; Metazoa; Chordata; Actinopteri; Salmoniformes; Salmonidae. The record is from RefSeq and is a predicted model, not a curated record.